AUGGAACCAUGGCGGAAACGAGGGUUUGUCCCAGAUUCAGAUGAUGAAGACGAAUUUCAGUCCUCCGAGGCCAAGGAUGAGAGUCCUCAGAAUGCGCAAAACGGUAUUGAAGAGAGUGAUAUCGACCUCGAAUAUAUUACCAUUCCUACUGAGCCAACAGACACUGCCAAGGACCAUGGGAUUGAUAAAGAGAAAACAGUGGCGCCUUCGGACGUGGAGGGAAUGAAACCCGGCUUCAUUGAACCAGUUUUAGGUCCAUCAGCUGAAAUCGAACCGAAGAGGAACUCUCCGAACAUUGUGAACCAACGAAGCCUUGCAUCUGAAGACCGAGCUCCAAAACCUCGACGCAGGAUAACAUAUGGGAACCGAUUGGCAAGCACGAAGGCAACGAGCCCGCAAGAAAUUGUGCUGUCUAAAGUCUCUCCCAAUGAGGAUGAUACUAUGUGGGACAUCCCUAGUUCACCGGGGAUCACUACUGGGUUUGCACGAAAAUCACGACGCCUCAAUCCCACACCGAACACCUCGACGUCUCCAAAAAGCACACAAUCUCCGAUUCCAAUACGGCGCAAGCUAUCUAAGUCAGGCUUCACUGCAAGAUCGCGAAGCUCUUCUCCCGAUGAGUUGAAUGUAGUGAUGGUCUCACAACCUGAAUCAACUACCACGAUCAACCAUGCUCAGGUUAAUAACACGCCGCAGCCAGUGCCACAUGGCUUAAGUGAUGAUUCGCCUUUAUCAUCACCUCCAUCAUCUCUAAAAUCCCCUCCCCUUGAGCUACUUGAGCCACUGGACAACAUGCUGGAAACAACUAUAACCGCUGCCCAACAAGAGAUUCCAGAUGAAGCUAUGUCUGAAGUGGAAAUCACACAGGAACUUUUGCAGCAGUCUACUCAGAUGAGAAGAAACUUUCGAGAACGUAAUGCAAUCCAACUUCACCCGUACGCCCUCGAGAUGGCCAAUUACCAGAAGCAAAUGAGGGAAAGAGGAGUAAAGCCGAUCCGUAUGGCGAUAGAAACCAGGAAAGACCAGGCUCCAGGAACUACGGAAGAAAGCCAGAGACAAGAUAAUUUCAAUCCCGAUGCACUAAAUUCCAGUCCACCACCAGAAGAGUACUUUCGUGAUCGGCCUCAAGAUGGGGACGUGCUCAGACAGAUUCGACAUAAUGGCCAGCAAAGUCCCGCCAUUCAUCGCUCUCAAUCUUCCAAACGACAGAAGAAGUCAUAUGCUGGUGCUUGGAAAACAGCCGGUGCUGGACCACAGAUUGUGACCGCUAAUCAGACUCCACCCAAUGGUCGCACCCAUCUAUCCAUUCUCGAUAUCCCAUCUAGUUCACCACAUUCAGGAAGUCUCUCACCAAAAAUACAUACACCACAUAUCUCAGAGGGCUUUCGCUUUCCUCUAGGGUUCACGCCACCGCCAACAACAACAACAACAACUAUAGUCUCUGGCUCAAAAUCAGUCACACCGAAAAUCAGUGAAACUAAUGUGGAGGUAGUGCAGAUAUCUGAUGCGGGCUCUGAUAUCGAGGCAAAUUCAGACUCGUCAGAAGCGUCUUUCGUAUCCCCAAAGGAAACCGCCCAAGAGCGCCAAGUGAGAUUGAUGCAGCGUCGGACUCGAGGAGUUCUUCCUGCCUCAUGGGUUCGACUCAAUGCACAACAAAAGAUAGAUGAACAAAGGGCAUCUCAGCAUACUCGCAAUGCUACUUCUAAUCGGACAGAUGGUAAAGGUGUUGCUCGAAAAGUUGCCAGGAAGGCUGGAAAUUCAGGGAGCACCUCAAUCCAACGAUCCGUCUUCAUAGAUCUUGGUGAUUCCGAGGACAGUGAUGAAGAUGAUCUCGCCUCCAAAAUCACCAAUACCGAGCCCGGGCCUGAAACUGAACCCCUCGAUGAGGCUUUCACUAGGAUAGUAGGAUUUCCGGAUCCGUUCGAUCAAGAUGGAGACAUCAUGGAAGAUAAUCGGAUAGACUAUAUGAUUCCUACAGUGUCUCGCAAGAGCGCCUCGAAUGGGAAGCUAAGGAGUUUGAAACGGGGGAAGCCGAGAGAAAGCACCUUAUUCAAAGAGAGACAAUCGAAGAGACCUCGGAUCCAACGUCAGACAAGAUUGACUGAUUCUUCAUAUGGAGGACGGCGAACAAAGCCUUCUACGAAAAGACAACCUCCCAGAUUGGGCGUCCUGGAUGUUCCUGAUGUGGCAUCCCGGCCACGAAAAGAGCAACCACAGUUUCUCAGAAUUGCUGCCAGGAAAGCUCGCUCGCGUCGAGACAGUGGCAGACAAAGUCCAACUCGAAAGUUUGUUCAACUUGGAUCAAAGCUGGACACUCUAGACGCAAACAAAUCAUUGCGAGACUGGAGACAUGGAGCGAUACCACAGUCAAAGGCAGCUCGACCAAAGCUACAAUCUCAGAAGCAUAAACCACUCGCAAAUACUUUGAGUGGCCGUCAUCGAGCGGCGCCAUCUGCAAGGUCAGCUCAAAUUCCCGUCCAGUUUGCGUCCGCAGAAACCCCAGAUAUUUUCGAGCUGGGUGGCCAACAUGUUCAGCACGAUUCAGCGGUGGAUGCUGUAGUACGUGCUGCUUCUGUUGCCCCUUCCGUGUCACCGAGCACAAACCCUAUUGCCAAUCAAUCUGCUCGACUAGAAAAGAGAGGUAACCAAUGGGUUGUUCAAAGAAAUGUUGUCAUCUCAUCUUUGCACCGAAAUACGCCUCGACCGGCUGCCACGAGCCUAGCAGGGCCUGCAAGAAAUGACUCGAAGCCUCAAGCCAAGUUUGGUAAAUCAUUGAUCCUAUUGAAUCGGGAUUAUCAACAUCAGCAACAGCAAACCUCUCUCAGUUUCAAACCAAGCCUGACUCUAGAUCGGUUCAUUUCAAAUACCGCCCGCUUAAGCCCAUCGAUCGAUACUGCUUCAGAGCAGUAUGCUGCAGCUCCGAUCAUUGGUAAUAAGUCGACAUCAGUAAAAAAACAAAAAUCUCGUCGUCGGUUGAAGAAGCAUGCCCCCAAACGUAUCAACGUUAACUCGGAUGAGUUCAUCCAAGAUCAUGUUUCAGACUUGGCUUUGACAAUAUCUGACCUUUCGAUGGAUCCAGAGAUGACUGAUGUUCCUCCCACUCACCCUUCAUCUCUUAUAGUAGGUGGACUUUUCAAUUGGGAAACCUCAUACCCUAUUGACUUUGGCAUGGCUCCUUUGCGCAAUGGUACUUAUUUUCAUGAAUCUACUUUCAUCGGAAGUGGGGAGUCUUCUCGCUCAUUACAUGUCUUGAAACGAGAUCUAGACCGUGAUGCCGGGCUAGCCCCCGUAACUGUCAAGGACCAAACCUUGUAUUGGGGUGCUUGGAACGAGAAAGUUUCGUCGGAAAUGGGAUCUGCCUUCGAUGCCAUGAUCGAAGAGGUUGAAAAGAGUGUCAUUCCGCCAAAGACAGUGAGCUCUGUGUCAUCCUUGAUUUCAGCCUCGGAAAGAUAUCGUGCUAUCAUUAAUUACGGGACAGAAAAGCUAUCAUUUACCGAUCCUGUUGAUCGGACAAGCUUCAUUACUCGUACGAUGGCCCUUGUCUUCAGGAUAAGAGACCCAGUGGCUGCUUUUGUCACUGGAACUGACUACAAUAAGGAUGGGCUCGUGAAGAUUGCAUGCUACAACCUUGUUUUUUCAAACCAGAUUUAUCAGAUCGCUUCUCACGCACUUGUCAAUCCAACACUUGCGAAUGACGCACUCGAUCUUGUCAGGAUUUCUGCAAAGGAUGUCUUUGCAGUGAUUCUUAGCGAGACUGGUAUUGCAGAACUUCAACACCUUUUUGAGGAAAUCAAACGAUCUGAACUACGAGAGGCGGGUCUCCGAGAUGGGUUCUCAACAGCAGAAGCUUACGUUAUUGUAAAACAGCUCCUACACACCUCGGAGACUCUCAGUGGCCUUCUUCGAGAUCUUUAUAUUGAUGUGUGUAUUAAGGGCUCCAUUCGUGGCCAAAGAAAUGUGAGAAUUUUGGAGAAUGCAUGGCGAGGAUUGUUCACAUUACUACCUUUGAAUGAAAUUGAUCACCGUGGCAUUGCAAUCCGCAAUUCACGAUUUAAACACAAGGAUGAUAACUGGACCCUUGUUAAGGAACUUCUAUCUCCUGCGCUGGAUCACUACGACACAAAUUCUGCGAAUCAUUCUGUCCCCUAUAAUGCCUACUGCCGGGCUCUGUUCCUCAGAUGUCAUCGUUUGAUCAACGCCUGGGGCUGGAGAGACUGCAAGCAUGUACUUGAUACUCUCUACGAUUUCUUUGCUCAAAAGACUCUCUAUAACUUGAAGCACGAGGAGAGUCACGGAUCUCCUUCAUUCCUUGAUGAGCUUGAUAAAAAUCCUUCCCUAGAGGCCCGAGCGGGAGAGCCGUGCUUCCAUACCCUGCUCAAGAUCAUUGCAAGCGGCUUACGGUUUCUGUCUCAGCAAUAUGACAAAAAAAAAGUGAGAAAUUUUGCGUGGCGCCUACUCCCGAAUCAUGGCCGCGUUUAUCCCAAGGAUCAAGCUUUACGCCAUGAAGACUUGGAUGCUCUGAGAAACCACCACGAUUUGCUUUGCACUUUGUAUUGGGCUGUCCCAGAUGGAUGUCGACCUCGUUUGGCAGCCAUUCGUAACCUUGUUGAUCCUUCAAGCUCGCACCGCGAAACAUGCAACAUCAAUCUUCGGUCAUGGACAAGACUUGUUCGAUUUCAGCUGUCAACUGACGAGGCUGUUUCAGAGCUGGAGCCAUUCGCUGAUUGGCAUAGCUAUUUUUUGACGCAGCUCCGACAACAGCAUUUGCAGGCUCGUCAAGAGAUUGAAGCCCAGAGUAAAAGCGACAAAUGGGCCUCAAAAGAACUGAUAGAAAGCACCAUUUCUCAAAAUCAACGACAGAUUGAAUCCUUGUUGAACAUGGCACUCGCGGGUAUGCAAUCUGCUGUUGAUCUUGCUCCAUCGAUAGAUCAUGCGUACAGAUUGAUCUCGAAGACACCCUUCGAGCCCAUACUUGGACUGUUCAAUCCGAAGACAGCACGAGUGAAUAGCGUUGUAUCCGAGGCCAUACGAGUUAUUUUAGCAUAUACCCGGAAAGACUCCCCUGCUCCGCCUCCAGUGUCAGCUCCUGUGGUUUCCGCGCCAGCUGAUGAAGAUAGUCAGGAAUUCGAAGGACUUGAUAACUGGGCAGAUAUCGAUGAAGUUUGGACUCAAAAAGCCCCAGUGAGCGAGGCAGUCGAGUAUGUGGAAAAGGUUCUCCGUCCAGCUGUGUAUCACCUUGUUUCAAAUUGCUUUGGUGCAGAUUACUGUCCAGAAGAUGCAAUCCUUGUGACGAUCGUAGACUGCUGGACAUCUAUUGCUCAGCUGAUGGUCCGACAUGGCUUCUAUUCCUGGGAUAGAUUUCUCAGUUCUUUCGGUGACGAAUCCUGGGCUAUGCUAAGAGCAACAAUGCAGACCCGAAAGUUUGCGGCUCAGUUUUUGGCGAUGUGCAUUAACAAGGAUGCAAAGAUUCUCAUCGACUCUCGAAUCCUAGUUAUGAACAUAUGGAUGUCAUCUCUGACCGAGCGAUCUUCGACGCUGAAGUUCCAGCAUCAACUCACGGAAGCUAUCUUGAACGGCAGUCUCCAGGACCCAUUACUGCAGAAUCUCCCCUUUUCCAGGGAUUUGAAAGAUGAUCGAUACUCGAUCUCAUUGCAUGAACUCAGCCAGCGACGGGUGGCACUCCUUGCAAGCCUUUUGUCAAAUAUGCGCGAACAUGUUUUGCAAUUGGAAGCGUCAGGUAGCCGAGAGGUGUCUGUCACAAGGCAGGAAUAUUCCGGACUACUUCAGCAACUGAUGACCUCCAUGAAAGAAAACUACCGCGAACUUAGCAAUGGAGCAGCUGGGGGCUCUAUCCAAGGUGCCUACGUUGAUUUCGUGCACAAUAUCGUCAGGUUUUUGCAAGAACUCACAAGCGAUAUUCGACCUGUCGAGCCCUUCUUCACUGAUCCCGCCUUCUUCCCUCUGCCAACUGCAGAUCCGCGUUACGUUGUCGCAAAACUAAAGAGAUAUGAGCCAAAGCUUUCCUCCUCCAAGGAGGUCCAAACGCUCACUAUUUUCAUCCAAAGCAUCAACGAGAGAGCCACAGUUGAAGGCCAGCAAAUGCAUCUGGUAGACCAGCUGUACACGGCCAUGAAAGAUACCUAUGAGGCAGGGCGUCUCGACAAGCCAACUCUCCGCGCUGUUCUCUUGCAAUGCAUAUUUCCGGUAUACCUUGAGUUGACAUUCAGUACUCCUGCAGCAUGGCUAUUAAGUCAGCCCAUCAUUAAGAGUGUCUCUCUUGUGUUCAAGGAUUUACUCUUCAAUUUGGAUACCACAGACCCAGCCUGUGUGUCUUCUUUAUUGAAGAUAUUCGACAUCGUGUUCCAGUCAUUGUAUCAUGCACUUCGACCUCUUUGCCACAAUCAAUCCCGAUUCAAGCACACAACCGUCCUAGCCCAGAUAGCCGCCUUCAUCGAGAUCAUAUCUUCGUCUCUUGUUGUGAUAGACUACAUUGACAGGACGACAGAUGCCGCCGAAGGCCUCAUCUCAUACAUUCAAUGGUUCAAGGACUUUGUCGUUACCGUAUCAUCCUACCUCGCUACCUCCGAUACAGCACAGGAAUUUCAGAACAUCGCCACCAAGCAACCACCAGACUCAACCUCAAGUACCCUGCCCCAACACAUCAUCACAGCCCGCCGCCUCGCUUUCGAAGACCACCAGUCCUAUCUCAAGAACUGGUCUGUUCACGGAAGCAAGUACUACUACAGCCGCCCAGGUCACGAGUCCAAGGAAAUUCUACUCGAACCUGCGAUUGCCACGUUGGUAGAAAAUGCGGCUUCCGCAUUCGCUGAUUCUUCGGCAGAAUUCCUGCGCAAGCUUGAUCAAUUGGAAUUUCUAUCGGAGUAA
Messenger RNA from Penicillium taxi, 6885 nucleotides. RefSeq lists its product as uncharacterized. Gene Ontology annotation, cellular component: Cul8-RING ubiquitin ligase complex; nucleus. Bases 1 to 6885 code for a protein of 2294 amino acids. Lineage: Eukaryota; Fungi; Ascomycota; Eurotiomycetes; Eurotiales; Aspergillaceae. Gene Ontology annotation, biological process: double-strand break repair via homologous recombination; replication fork processing. The record is from RefSeq and is a predicted model, not a curated record. The transcript has a single exon.